Messenger RNA from Mytilus californianus (California mussel), 1265 nucleotides. RefSeq names its product F-box only protein 31-like. The coding region runs from base 150 to 1250 and encodes 366 amino acids. Gene Ontology annotation, molecular function: protein binding. Lineage: Eukaryota; Metazoa; Mollusca; Bivalvia; Mytilida; Mytilidae. The record is from RefSeq and is a predicted model, not a curated record. The transcript has 9 exons.
AUAUCAACUUCCUGUACUUUUUUUGUUUUCAAUACCAGCGGAGAUGAGGGAGGUGUAGAAAUACAAUUAGCAAGUUUUACUUCUGUCCGAUUGUGAUUAUGAAUCUGGACAUAUGUGACUUAGAUGUAUAAUGACAUGUGAAGGUCACUAUGACAGUACUUUUGACAAAUUUGCCACCAGAAUUAAUCAUCAGAAUACUUGAAGAUUUACCCAGCAGAGAAAUUGGACAUUUAAGUCGGACGUGUACACAACUCAGAGCAAUAUGUAGAACUGAUAUUGUAUGGCAGAAACUUUGUCAACAAGUAUGUGAUAUAAAAGUGGAUGAAUGGGAGACAACAUAUUAUAAUAUUUAUACAAAAGUUCUACACAGAUAUGGGAGAUGUCUGGGAUUGUGGAGAAGGAACAUAUUGCCUUAUGGUGGACUAUUACAAAUUAAAGUAGACCAUGGUAGACUUUUAGCAACAGAAUACAAACCACCUUUUGUAUCAGACAUGCAUGGUCCAUUACGACCUAAGAAAGUGUUUAGUAUAGGUAUAAAUAAAUCGACCAAUCGGACAGAGAUACUGUGUUUACAUGGAUAUGGUGGGGCACAUCCUGGUAGUAUAGAAUUUGAGUUAUCUAACAUGAUUAAGAGAGAAACAAACAACCACACCAUACCAUUUACAAGAGAUGACCAAAAAAGGUUGGAGAGCUAUGCUAGAAAUGUGCAGAAAUAUAAACUGACACGUGUAGAAGUCCAGAAACCUAACCCAGUAUACCCAAUACAGCCUGGUCUAUUUCUAGCACAUUACAGUGCUCAUGGUAUAGAAAUGUUCCUGUUGAAAUAUGAUAUGAGUAAGAAGGAAGCUGAGGUCAUUAAAAUUACAGGUGAUCCUAAUGUACCAUCAGGAGAAACCAGUAUUUUCAUUAACUUACGUAAACCUAUGCAGCUGACUAAAGAACAGCAGUUAGAUGUAGACAGCUUGUUGUUAUUAGAGGAGGAUGAUAUACCCGAUUCAGACGAUGUACAACCUAGAAACCAGCCAUUUGUGAUACCUCCAGGUUUUUCCACCUUUUUAGGUGAUUCAACACCAACAACAUGCGAGUACAGAUAUUUUGGCACAGGACGUAUUGCAGGUGAUGGCUACAGAAACCCAGACCUAGUUACAGUCCAUGUUCUUUCUUUUGAGGCAAAUGACUUUUUCUUUGCUAUGUGGUUCAAAUUUGGGGACAUGGAUGGUUUCUUCCGAAUAAAUGAUAUAACAAUAUAAUAAAAUCAUUAAGAA